Artibeus jamaicensis (Jamaican fruit-eating bat) is the source of this 2084-nucleotide messenger RNA. RefSeq names its product leucine rich repeat containing 3B (gene LRRC3B). The record is from RefSeq and is a predicted model, not a curated record. The coding region runs from base 761 to 1540 and encodes 259 amino acids. Gene Ontology annotation, molecular function: protein binding. The transcript is spliced from 4 exons. Lineage: Eukaryota; Metazoa; Chordata; Mammalia; Chiroptera; Phyllostomidae.
CAAUUGACUCUGCACUUGCCCUGUAGACGUCUCCUGCUCUCCCGCACCAACUGCGAGAAAGCACAGCUCAACGCAGUCCCCUUUUUUGGGCCCCACUGCUUGGCCAGACCCUCCCGGAAGAGACGUCGACUGGCAAGGGCUCCGGGGAGGAGUCCAGAGGUUGGCCCUCCCAUCCCGGGACACCCCCGGAGCCGCGAGUUCCCUGCCACCCAGCGGCAAGCUUCAGAGCCCCAAGGAGCGUUAACAGGGAUUCCCUCCGCUCCAGCUCCGGGCGCUGCGCUUGAGCACCAAGGCCACACCCUCACAAGCCAGGCACCGGGGAGAGAGCGCUGGCUUCUGAAUUACCUGGAUACCUGAGGCAUUUCCAAUGAAACUUGGAGGAAUUUGAAGCAAGAUGAAAAAUUCUCCAGCUUGGAAACUGGUACUCAGCAAACAGCUUACGGAUCUUCUGCUGCUUUGGCACCUGCUCCUACCAGCAUCUGCUGCCGGGAAGUGCGUGGUGUCAUCGCACAGCUGUGAAGUGGGGCAGAACAGAGAAGCAAACGGAACAGCAUAGAGGAGCCAGGCAACUGAAUGCGAGGCUCCAGGGAGGUAUCCAAGCAAGGACUGAAAUAAUGAAGAGACACAUGUGUUAGUGGCAAGACUAACUUUUGAACCACGCAAGAAGGAAAUCAGCGGUGUGGACAGGGCUGGAACCAUUGCCACGCUUGUUUGUUGGAGUAAAUGAGGAAUGGGCUUGUGAUUAUGCUGACAUUCCAGCAUGAAUCUGGUAGACCUGUGGCUGACCCGUUCCCUCUCCAUGUGUCUCCUUCUACAAAGUUUUGUUCUUAUGAUACUGUGCUUUCAUUCUGCCAGUAUGUGUCCCAAGGGCUGUCUUUGUUCUUCCUCUGGGGGCUUAAAUGUCACCUGCAGCAAUGCAAAUCUUAAGGAAAUACCCAGAGAUCUUCCUCCUGAAACAGUCUUAUUGUAUCUGGACUCCAAUCAGAUCACAUCAAUUCCCAAUGAGAUUUUUAAGGACCUCCAUCAACUGAAAGUUCUCAACCUGUCCAAAAAUGGCAUUGAGUUUAUCGAUGAGCAUGCCUUCAAAGGAGUAGCUGAAACUUUGCAGACUCUGGACUUGUCUGACAACCGGAUUCAAAGUGUGCACAAAAACGCCUUCAAUAACCUGAAGGCCAGAGCCAGAAUCGCCAACAAUCCCUGGCACUGCGACUGUACUCUACAGCAAGUUCUGCGGAGCAUGGCGUCCAAUCACGAGACAGCCCACAACGUGAUCUGUAAGACUUCCGUGUUGGAUGAACAUGCAGGGAGACCAUUUCUCAAUGCUGCCAAUGAUGCUGACCUUUGUAACCUCCCUAAAAAAACUACCGAUUAUGCCAUGCUGGUCACUAUGUUUGGCUGGUUCACCAUGGUGAUCUCAUAUGUGGUGUAUUAUGUGAGGCAAAAUCAGGAGGAUGCCCGCAGACACCUUGAAUACUUGAAAUCCCUGCCAAGCAGGCAAAAGAAAGCAGAUGAACCCGACGACAUUAGCACUGUGGUAUAGUGUCCAAACUGACUGGCAUUGAGAAAGAAAUUUGUGUGCAAUUGCAGUAGAAUAAGUGGUUUACUUCUCUCAUCAGUUGUAAACAUUUAAAACUUUGUAUAUCAGUUUCUUUUGAAUUAUGCCACUGUUGAACUUUUAACAGACAUGACAACAUAACAAAUGAUUUUAGUUUAGGUGAUCCGCCUCUCCAUUGUACCCCACCCCCGUGAUAUAUCCCUGAGUCAGCUACUAUCUGAACAUUAUUUAGCUCCAUCUCACUAUUUAAUAAUGAAAUUUAUUUUUUUAAUUUAAAACCAAAUAAAAGCUUAACUUUGAACCAUGGAAAACAGAGUGACUUAUUGGUCAAGAAAACAGUAUAGUGAUUCCAUCUGCAUAGGAAAGGGAAACGAACAACCCUGGUGAACCUAAAGAGCUAUCAGAGUGAAAGAUGUGUUAUUAAACCCUGUUGUAUGUACACUGGGGAGCCAUAGCCGAAUUAUUUACCAAAUAAAGCAUCUGUCAUUACUUUAGAAUACCGAGCCUUGGUGAACCCAGGUGAUAGAUA